Messenger RNA from Dracunculus medinensis (Guinea worm), 3150 nucleotides. NCBI's taxonomy places the organism in Eukaryota, Metazoa, Nematoda, Chromadorea, Rhabditida, Dracunculidae. The record is from the annotation of a GenBank genome assembly.
AUGUCUAAAAAAGCCGUUAAAAAAAUAAAAAAAGUUGGUUCUCAUGAAGAUUCCGAGCAAAUUUAUGGCGAAGAAAUACGAUGUCGAAGCGAUUUUAAUUAUGAAACCGCUUAUAAAACGAAAAAUGAAGAUGUCGAAGGAAUGCCAAAAAAUUUUUUAUCCUCAACUGUUAUUGAAAAUUCACCGCGAACUUGUUUUGCUUUAACGUUUAAAAAUAUAAGUGAAAGUACGAUUGUUGAACAUUCAACACUCAGAAAUUUUGCGAGGGAAACUGAGACUGGUUUAGUCAAAAGUAAUUUGCAAAAAGAGAACAUCGAAUUUGCUAUACCAGAGAUUCCUUUGUCGAAAAUGCCUAAUUUGGCUCGAAUUGGUGACACAGGAUUCAAUUCAACAAAGGAUGUCCGUUUGACCCAUUUUAAUAUUGAGGAUCAAAGUGGAGUUGAAUUUAAUGAUUUAUCACAUGAUUCGUGGAAAAAUCCACAUAUCUCCAAUUCUUCACUGCAUCAUGAAAUCAAGAAUUCUACAAGUAAUGAGUUACAUCAAGUUUCCCCAGGUACUGGAGCGACUAUCAAUGAGCAAAAUGAAAAGAGUGAAAGAAAACCAGUUAAAGGGAUAGAUGCGUAUAAAGAAGCACAGAAAUUUCUUGCAAUAACAAUACCUGCUGCUUCAAAGUUUAAAAAGGAUUAUGAACAGAAUGAUAGCGAUUCUAUCGCAGCAAUCAGCUAAACUCUAGGAAAUGAGAAUCUAGGUGACGAAAAAGGACAAAUUGUAGCUUUGAAAUCUUGGAUUAAUUUCAUUUUAAAUGAAAAUCAUGUUUAUGGAAGUUUUCCAAGCGACCUAAGGAAAGCUAAGAUAGAAGCUGAUAGUCACUUGCGUAAAAUGCUUCAUGUGGCAAGUAAUAUGGAAUCUACUUCGAAUAGAUCAAUUUUGAAAAAUUCUGAUAAGUUUAAACAUUUCAUGAUUGAGAGACAUAGAAAUGAAAUUAGAAUUCAGAUUCGAUCAAUCUAUUUAGAAUCUAAAAUACCGCAACAGAUUGUGUCGCUUGUUGAAAAUAACAAAUUGAUUAUCCGACUCGAUAAGCGAGUUCACUCAGAUAUUGGGUUGCAGACUGAAUUGCUUAAGUUGUUCUUCAGUUUUAACACAUUCUGGCUUCGACUAGGGCUCGAAACAAUUUUCACUGAAGAUUUACCUUCAGAUAAAUCUGACACACUCGCAUCGUUUAUUUUUCACAGGCUUUUCCAAGAUCCAUCCCUUAUGGGAAAUCAAAAGUAUGUUCAAGGACGAAAUAGAACAGUGAUCACUGAAAGUGGUUCAAAAAUGUUGCUACAACAUUUUUUAACGAAACUGUGCCAGUUUCUUUAUAUUGUUGGUGUUGCUAGAUCAGUGUUUUUUGAAAUGAAAAUAAUACCAUGUCUUUUCAAGCGUGAAUCAUCAUAUAAAAGCUUAUCUGAUGUUUGUGCUGCUAUAAGUCGCUUGUUGAUUUCGGGAUCAUGUAAUCUACCGAAAAUACUUUCAAGAAUUGGAUUAGAUCUGGAUUAUAGACAAGGAUUUUUUGAAGAAUAUUGCUUUGUAGUGAAUAGUUUGCCAUCUGAUUUGUCUGAUGGAAUCAUACUUGGGAAAGUAAUAGAAAUAAUUUUCGGCAUGAAGCACAACGAAAUUAUCAGUUGUCUUCGAAAUCCAUGCGGAGAUCGCAUUCGUAAAAUAAAUAAUGUUAAUAUAGAAAAAGAUUGUUGCAUCGAUUCAGUUUCACGAAGAAUUUCUCUUUAUUCAUCUUUAGCAAAAAAUCCUAUUUCCUUUGAAAGAUUUGACUUGACAAAGGCAAAAAACUUACCGGAACAUAUUUCUGAGUAUGAGCAGUUGUUUAAAUUAUAUAAAUUGAUCGCUGAACGCUUUGGUUUCGAAAUUCAUUGUUUCGACCACCUAACUGAUGGAAGGCUUUUUCGGGCUAUUUGGCAAGAAUAUGGUCCAUAUAAAAGUGAAAUGAAUGAAUAUCAGGAAAGUACAAUGAUGGAACAAAUAGCACAUGCAGCAGAAGAAGAAUUUGGAAUUCCAGCCAGUAUUUUGCUAUCUGAAGGAAUGGUUAAUGUGGCGGCACUUCCUGUUUUUGCUCAUAUUUUCCUUAUACGAAUUUUUGAGUAUAAUCAAAUAACCAUUGCUGCUACAAAAAUUCAGAAAGCAUAUCGUGUUUACAAGCAGCGCAAAAUUUCCGGAAAAACUCAUCAGCAAAGUAUUUCGCUGGAUGAAAAAUGCAGUCGCGCAGCCACAAUUAUACAGGUUUAUUACGUGACUUUUUUUUAUUGGAAAGCAGUCCCCAAUUCUGGCCCUUCAGUUGAACCGGACGAAUUUUGGCAAGAAGUGGCAGUAGAGGGCGGGGCAGCAUAUUUUCGCUCAUGGGUGGCACAUCGUAGAAAAGCUGCGACUGUCAUUCAGGCAAAUUUUCGUUCAUGGUUGGCGCGUCGAGACUUUCAUGCCAUUCAGAAAAAGCGUAUAAAAGCUGCGAUUAUCAUUCAAGUACAUUUCCGUUCAUGGUUGGCUCGUCGGGACUUUCAUAUAAUAAAAGAAAAGCGUAUAAAAGCUGCGAUCGUCAUUCAGGCAUAUUUUCGUUCAUGGUUGGUGCGUCGGCAUUUUCAUGUCAUGCAAGAAGUACGUGUGAAAGCUGCGAUUAUCAUUCAGAAACAAUUCCGUUCAUGGUUAGCUCAUCGAGCCUUUCAUGAUAUGCAGGAAAAACUUAGAAAGGCUGCGACUACCAUUCAGUGCUUUGUCAUGGGUAAUUGCCCAGUGAAUCAAAGAUUUUCAAAGAAUUUUGUUGUUUUGUGGUAUAUUUCAUUUGAUAUUGCAUUAAAAGCUUCAGCAAUGGAAAAAAAUACUGUAGAUUCUUCUCACAUGGCUAGGACUCUUCUUCAGAAACAGUCUGCUCUUGUUCAUCGCAAUGUUCGAUUCUUUCGUGGAUGGUUUGUACGAAGAAAUUUCGUUCAUUUUAGGGAAAACAAAAUAACGUUGAAAGAACAUGCAUUUACACCGAAUAAGGAUAUUUUUGAUGAGAAAGACUUGAAUGAGUUGAUGAAUCUGUGGAUUCGAUAUCAAAUGCUGUGUCUGCAACGGAUCGAUGCGAUAUCAAGUUUUCGUCGAUAUUUUGGAUACAACUUGUGA